Amborella trichopoda is the source of this 420-nucleotide messenger RNA. NCBI's taxonomy places the organism in Eukaryota, Viridiplantae, Streptophyta, Magnoliopsida, Amborellales, Amborellaceae. The record is from RefSeq and is a predicted model, not a curated record.
AUGAAGUUCCUAAUAAACAUCGUAAGUUUGACGGCAGAUGUUGUUCAUACUUGUAAAAGAGUUAAAGAUUUAUUUGUUUUAUCAUCUACCAUGUCAUAUGUUGAUAAAAUGAGAACAAAUGAUGGGGCUUCAAUUUGGCAUGCUAGAUUGAGGCAUCUUAGAAUAGACAAAUUGAAAGUUAAGGUGUUGAAAUUUUUGGUAAAUGGAUUGCCUAAAUUGAGUACAUUUGGCAAAGGUGAAGUAUGUGAACGGUGUCAAUAUGGUAAGGCACAUCGUCUUCCAUUUGACAAGUCAUUUUCAAAGUGCAAGGCCCCAUUGGAGCUUAUCCAAAGUGAUUUGAUGGGACCUUGUGUUACGCCUUCACAUUCGGGUUUUCGCUACAUGUCAUUGUCUGUUGAUGACUUUACAACAUACACAUGA